CAAAUCGCAUGCAUUUCGCGCUUCCCACUCUACUCUGCGCCUCCUUCUCUGCUCUCUCUCUUCACUCUCUCACCUUCCUUGGAUCCCUCAUCCAUGGCGAUCCGCACUUCUCUCUCCUUCCUAUCUUCCCCUCUCUCUCCUUCUCCUCCUCCUCCCGCCAAGCUCUUCAAUUUCACCACCGCUUCCGCCUCCGCCGUCGAACUCUUCCCGGCCACCCGAUUGAGACCUCCAGCGAGGCAAAGAGCCCUGUCGAUUCAGUUCUCUGAUUGCUCCGCCGCCGUCGGCGAGGACUUGCCGGAAGACUACACUGAUUGGCGUCCGAAACCCGAUCCCGGCUACCGCAGGAGAGCUGGCGUUCUUCUCCAUCCGACGUCGUUUCACGGACCAUACGGCGUUGGAGACCUGGGCGACCAGGCCUUUCGCUUCCUCGAUUGGCUUCACGACGCUGGUUGCUCCCUCUGGCAGGUUCUUCCUCUGGUUCCUCCUGGGCGGAAGGGUAAUGAAGAGGGAUCCCCAUACGCAGGACAGGAUGCAAAUUGUGGUAAUACCCUUUUGAUUUCCCUUGACGAGCUUGUAAAAGAUGGGCUUUUGAUGAAGGAAGAGCUUCCAGAACCAGUAGAUGGAGAUCGUGUCAAUUUUUAUACUGCUGCUGACAUCAAAGAUCCUUUGAUAGCCAAGGCUGCAAAGAGGCUGGUUUUCAGUGAAGGGGAACUCAAAUGCCAGCUUGAAGAUUUCUGCAAAGACCCUGAUAUUACAGGUUGGCUUGAAGAUGCAGCCUAUUUUGCUGCUAUUGACAAAUCUUUAAACACAUUUAGUUGGUAUGUUUGGCCUGAACCUUUGAAAAAUCGGCAUCUUGUAGCCUUGGAAGAAAUUUAUCAAAGUGAAAAGGGUUUUAUUGACACAUUCAUUGCCCAACAGUUUUUAUUCCAAAGGCAAUGGCAAAAAGUUCGUGAUUAUGCGCAGAAAAAAGGGAUAAGCAUAAUGGGAGACAUGCCCAUUUAUGUUGGCUACCACAGUGCAGAUGUUUGGGCAAAUAAGAAACACUUUUUACUGAACAGGAAUGGUUUUCCUCUUCAUGUCAGUGGUGUUCCCCCGGAUGCCUUCAGUGAAACUGGUCAGCUGUGGGACAGCCCACUGUAUGACUGGAAAGCAAUGGAGAAAGAUGGAUUUUCUUGGUGGAAACGCCGAAUACGUCGUGCAAUGAAUCUGUUUGAUGAAUUCAGGAUAGAUCACUUUCGAGGAUUAGCAGGCUUUUGGGCUGUUCCUUCCGAAGCAAAAGUUGCAAUGGAUGGACAGUGGAAGGUGGGACCUGGAAAAUCUUUAUUUGAUGCCAUUUUCAGAGAUGUUGGACAGAUUAAUAUAACUGCCGAGGACUUGGGAGUAAUCACUCAGGAUGUAGUUCAUCUUAGGAAAGCUAUUGGAGCACCUGGGAUGGCAGUCCUCCAGUUUGGUUUUGGGAGUGAUGCUGAAAAUCCUCAUUUGCCUCAUAAUCAUGAGUACAAUCAAGUUGUAUAUACUGGGACUCAUGAUAACGAUACGAUUCGAGGUUGGUGGGAGAACUUGCAGCAGGGAGAAAAAUCCAAUGUAUUAAAGUAUCUAUCAAUUACUGAAGAAGAGGAAAUUUCAUGGGCACUGGUCCAGGCUGCACUCUCUUCAGUGGCCCGAACUGCAAUAAUACCCAUGCAGGAUAUCCUUGGGCUGGGGAGUUCUGCCAGGAUGAACAUCCCUGCAACUCAGUUUGGAAAUUGGAGCUGGAGGAUACCAAGUUCCAUGUCAUUCGACAACUUGGAGGCUGAGGGACGAAAACUAAGGGACAUGGUCUCGCUGUAUGGCCGACUCUGAAUAAGUACAACAUCCAGUUUUUUGCUGCAGCGCCUGCAUUUUUCUCUAUUCAUCAAUAAUGAAAACUGUUACAUGAGAUAGAUCACUUGUAUCUUGCUGCUAAAAAUGAGUUAUGGAUAUAUUCAAUGAGUUGAACUUGAUAUAGACACAGCUCCGAGAAUAACUUCAUUUCAUAUACAUUGCUACUGUAAAUUAAGUUGUUUACGUACCGUACCAACUACAACAAAAAAAAAGGGUGGUCUUAUUGUUCAUUCUAACGACCAAGAGCUGGCUCUCUUAUUUGGGAUUUUAUCUAUGAACAUCUUAUUCAUUCAAAUGAUUUGUGUGUAGAUGAUUUGUGAGUUAAAAUUCAUACACCCGAUAUCCCUCCAAUG
Molecule: messenger RNA, 2216 nt
Organism: Diospyros lotus (date-plum)
Lineage: Eukaryota; Viridiplantae; Streptophyta; Magnoliopsida; Ericales; Ebenaceae
Product: 4-alpha-glucanotransferase, chloroplastic/amyloplastic
Exons: 16
Coding region: 94-1842 (582 amino acids)
Biological process (GO): carbohydrate metabolic process
Molecular function (GO): 4-alpha-glucanotransferase activity
Source: RefSeq, a predicted model, not a curated record